UUUUUUUACUUUAUUAUCAUGUCUACUACUGGGGCUGGUACCCUUAUAUCCCAAGAAUUAACUCCAAAAGAUAUCAAGAGACACAGCAAGUCUCUCGACCUUCAGUCUAACCCACGUAUUCGACAUCUGCAUACUCGAUCUGCUUCUGAGAGUGACGGACUUGAGCUUAUGAUAGCAGCUGAACAAAAGAUAUCAGAACCAAAAACAAGAAAUAGCUCUGUAUUUUCACUCUAUAAAAAGUUUGGUCGUUCUCAGAGCAUUCAUUCAACUCAUGAUAUAACCAAAACUAAAUCAAGAGCUUCUAUCGGCUUUGCUUUCUCUAAUUUUCGUCAAACGAGUCAAAAGAAACAACAUCGAUUUAGUACACCUAUCAACAGUCCAGGUAACAACAACGGCUUCUUGAAAUCAAAACUAAAUAAACGUAGAUGUUACUAUUGUAGUAAAUCCUUGGUCAACAAUUGAAGAAGAAACAAAAAGAAUGACGCCACCCAUACAUCUGCUGGAACAGACGGGGGAAUCAAAACGCUCUUUACCCUCUAGUUUACAGCAAGAAAUCAAUCAAUUCUCAAUUGAUGGUUUUGCUAGAAGAUACUUUGCUACUCAUAAAAGAGGCUUGUUUAGAAGAACAGUACCUAUGGAUGUAUUACUCUGUUGGACAAAAGAUUCUAUUAAACAACCACUUUUAUUACCUAACAAGCCAUUCUCUAAAGAAGCCAUCAAGUGUUUCAAGUUACUACAAAUGCUAAUGAAUGAUAGGCAGCGACCUCGUCAUUUCCAGUUUAUCGAAAGCCUUCAAUAUCUUUUGAAUUGUGGCAUUACUAAAGGACAAAUGCGUGAUGAAAUCUAUGUUCAAAUCUGCAGACAACUCAACAAAAACCCAAGAGAUGCAAGUAUAAGAAAAGGCUGGGAAAUUCUUUGUGUCGUUAGUAUUACAUUUCCACCCUCAAAAAACUUGGAGUCCUAUCUAUUUGAGUUUGUUAGACAACACCAUGCAACAAAAGCCAAUGGACUCAAUGUACUAAGCCAGUAUGUGACCCAUAAACUGACUUGUAUCUGCAGUCGAGGUGCAAGAGGCAAAGUGCUCGCUGCAGCAGAAAUUGAACGUGCCAUGGAAGCACCUUUCAAGCCCUCUGUCUUUAAUGAAUCACUUGAUAUGAUCAUGGACAUUCAACAAGAUACUGUUCUCAAGAUACCCAAGAUUAUCCCCUUUCUAACCAAUGCUGUGCAUGAAUUAAAAGGAUCCACAACAGAAGGGAUUUUCCGUAUUCCUGGUGAUGCAGACGAUGUCACUGACUUGCGUAUUCGUAUCGAAAAUGGCAAUUAUGAUUCGACUGGUAUUCAAGAUCCCAAUGUGCCUGCUUCUCUUUUAAAGUAUUGGCUACGUGAUUUGGCUGAGCCAUUGAUCCCCACUGAACUAUACCAGGGCUGUAUCCAAUAUGCCGAAGAUAAACAUAAAUGCUUGGAAAUUGUGAAUUCAUUGCCUGAUACUAAUAGGCGCAUUGUGCUCUACAUGAUUCGAUUCCUGCAGGAUUUUAUUGAUCCACAAGUCACUCAACAUACUUUAAUGAACGUAUUCAAUUUGGCCAUGGUUUUUGCGCCCAAUUUUCUUCGAUGUCCUUCUACUAACUUGGCUACCAUCUUUGAAAACUCCAAAUAUGAACAAAUUUUUCUUCGAACCUUAAUUGCGGAAUUAAGUGUAGAAAAGGAUGCCUGUGCUUAUAGUGAAAAUCAAGUGUUUGGUAAAAUAAAAUAAUGUAGCACACCUUUUUUUUUCUCGUUGGACAAGAAGCUUUUUUAUUCGUUAUUAAACUAUACACAU
Messenger RNA from Gilbertella persicaria, 1819 nucleotides. RefSeq names its product Rho GTPase activation protein. NCBI's taxonomy places the organism in Eukaryota, Fungi, Mucoromycota, Mucoromycetes, Mucorales, Choanephoraceae. Gene Ontology annotation, cellular component: cytoplasm; cytoskeleton. Bases 479 to 1753 code for a protein of 424 amino acids. The record is from RefSeq and is a predicted model, not a curated record. Gene Ontology annotation, molecular function: GTPase activator activity. Gene Ontology annotation, biological process: signal transduction. The transcript has 5 exons.